Messenger RNA from Neolamprologus brichardi, 4014 nucleotides. NCBI's taxonomy places the organism in Eukaryota, Metazoa, Chordata, Actinopteri, Cichliformes, Cichlidae. The record is from RefSeq and is a predicted model, not a curated record.
AUGAUUGACGUGUCAAGUUUGCACCAGGAAUGGAAUGUCACUUUCACAGUCUUCUUCAGUUCACGUGAAAACAAGGACUACCACCAUAGACUGAUUUGUGUGACAGGGAGGGAAAUGAUUGAGAUUCCGGUCCGGGCCAUUGGGCUACGUGGCAUUCUUGACUUUCCGGACAAGAUUAACUUGCCUGUUUGUCCUGUGAAAGCUUCAACUUAGAAAACUCACUUUGUUUUCAACAUAGGAAACAGCAACGCCGAGUUCAGGCUUCAUAGGGAGAGACCUUUUUCAGUGACAUUUACCUACAUCAUGAGUCUGGGACUUGAUGUAGGUAAGGGCAUGCAAGUGACUGUGGUUUUCCACCCAAUGAAUAUAAGAGACCAUAGGCAGGAUCUACAACUGCACCACAACAUCAGAGAAGAUGUGUACAUUAGCCUGCAUGGGUUUUGUGAGGAACUGAACAUCCAUCUUGAACCUGAUUUUAUUUGGUUGGAUAAGACUUAUACCUCACUGUCCUGUACAUGCACAGUGUCCCUCGCCAACAGGAACAAUAUCCCUCUUCAGUACCGCUGGACUGUGCGGUUCAGCCAGCAAGAGGAGGACCUAAACUUACUGAGGGAAGGCUCAGUGCUUGAGCAGGAGGCAGAAGGAGAGCGGGAGCACUUGCUUUUUCCAUUUCCCUGGACAGAUGGAGAGAGGACACAGAUGAAAGACAGAGGCAGAGAGGAUGAAAGUGUCAUGGCGACACUGUACUUCAACACUGUUGGAACACACAGGCCGGUGCUAGUAGUGGAUGUUGACGGCGUCGGGGAGGAAAUGCUGUCUUUGCCUAUGAAGGCUAGGUGUGUUGUGCCUGAGAUUGUGGUGGAUACUCCAGUGCCACUCCUCAAUUACCCCUAUAAACAGAAAGUGCGGUUGACCAACUCUAGCAAUUUGCCCGCCUGCUACGGCAUGCUUGAUCAGGAAAAUGAGGAGAAUCCAUCACUGCUUUUAAACAGUUCUGCACCUAGAAGACUGAUUCAUCCCGGCAGCUCAGAGAAGCUUUCUGUGUGUCUCCCAGCUAAGACUGUUGGAAAGCUCCGCAGCACUCUAUGAAUUGCUGUGUUCACCUAUUCCAGUUUCACAACCAAUUUUAAAAGCGUGAAGAAUCUGCCUUGUGGUGAGACACAGAUUUUCACAGUUUAUUUAGACCCUCAAGGAGCCAAGCUGAGUGUCCUCCCAAUCCAGGUUGCAGAUGGCCCAGUGUGUACAUACAAAAGACAGGUAGUGGUGCGUAUGGCUGAGAGCACCCAGCAUGUGUUCAUCACAGGUCAGGUUCAGAGUGAGGCUCCACAUCUCGAGUUCUGGCCAUCGGUGCUGGAGCUCAGACCUUGCCUCCCUGCCAGCACUGAGGAUGAACCUGAGGUUACCGCCAGAAACCCCUGUUCUUUCCCCACUGAGUUUUACUCCCUGGAGUUCACACACACAGUACCUCCAGGAAGAAGAGAUAAGAGCAGCACAACAGCUGCUAUGGCAUGUCAGUAUGGAGCAGUGUGCCUUAGUGUUGAUGCUGUGGCUGCAGAUGUGCCGCUAAAUGGCACUUCACCAGUUAGCCUGACUGCCAGACAACUAUUUGACUCUGCUGCUGUGGAGUAUGCUCAAAAGAAUGCUGACAUCCCUGCACAAAUAUUGGCUGCUGGCCCACAGAAAGAGUGGGUCAUCCUCAUUUUCGUCAAGAUUCAGCAACCAGCAUUUGAGUGUGGCAAGGACAACACAGACACAGCAGCCAUGGCAAGUUCUCGAAACAGAUACAUGAUCACGCCUGCAUGUGACAACAACUUUGGUCCACUGAUCUACGGCACCAAGAAAACCCAAAGCUUCACCAUGGAAUACCAUGGAGACUUCAAGACUUCUUUCACCAAGGUACCUUUGGACUGUUACCUGUGUGUUGGCACAGUGUUAGACAUGGCCUCCAUCUUUGAGGAAAACCAUCUGUGCCCCAGCAGUAGCCAGCUUUCCUCUGAGCAGUUUUGCAAUGUUGAAUCCAUCUUUGUACAAGAUGAAAACAAAUUUAUCUUCAACAAUAUUCAAACCAGCCAAGCUCGCUUCAAACUCGCCAACAGCAGCAAGUUUCCCUGUGUGCUCAUCUUAAGAGAUUUCACAGGUCUUUCCUCCCCACGACAAAUCGAGGUGUGUGAUAUGCCUACAACAACACUGAGCUUUCCCAGCCAGUGGUACGCCUUUGCUGUUGCUACCUUCACACCUCAAACACAGCACUCACACAGUGCUGUGUUUGAGGCCCAAGUGGAGGAAAGUAGCAGAAUGACACCCACCAUUAGGAACAAGGUGCUGCAGUUUGAGCUUCUAGGAUAAGGCACCAGUGUUUGUGCGGUACGGCCAGCUCUGAAGAACACUGAAGGAGGCCCAGUGUUGCACUUCAGGCUGGUACUUGUUGGGUGUAGACAUACACUGUCUCUGGUGCUGUUAAACAAUGGAAAUGUGCCAGGUGAGGUCCAGAUUGACAUGCUGGAUAAACAUGGUGUGUUCAACCUCAAAGCUGGUCUUGGGAGUAAUAACAUCUCCAUUAACUCCACACAGCUUCCCUCAGCGCAUAAUGUGGUGCAAAGAGCCAACCUGACGCUGAAUGUUAAUGAACAGGUGGAGUUCCAGAUCACCUUCUGCUCUGACAGACACCUGAGUGUCAAGGUGAAAAUUUCACUGCAAGUGAAGGACAACCAGCAGAGCGAUACCACAAUACAAGUGAGACGAGACACUUAUCAGGAAAUCGUCUCUCUGGAAAACAUCAGCAGGUCAUGGAUCAGAAAGAUGAUGAAGAAGGGAUCUGCCUUUUUUGCCUUUCCCGAUGGGACAGGCGUGCUGUACACCUUGCAAGGAGCUGCCGAUCCUCCUGUGGCAGAGAACACUAUUGUGCAUGACCUACCUGCUAAAACUCACCACACAGUGUUGCUCCCUGUGCACAACUGGCUCUCUAGGCAACAGGGGUUCCUUGUACGUCUAGAGACAGUGAAGCCUGACAAGCCAGAUGCUACAGUGUCCCUCAAGGAAAUCAAGUUUAUUGAUGUCCCUGCCCAUGCUAAGAGGGACUACGAGACUUUUUUUUUGUUUUUGUUUUUGUUUUUUUUAACAUACACAGAGCGACAGUAUAACACCAAGGUGACAUUCAUUAAUGAUGAGACAGGUGAGUAUUUGUUCUACCUCGUUAUCUUCAAGGCAACAUCUCCAGGAGUCCUGUCGACCAACAAGCUGGGGACACCUGUUCGUCAGGUGCCCUUGGCCACUAUUGAAGUAGAGAACCCUCUGACCCAGACAGCCUGUCUUACUACUGAGUGCAAAUGUCGUGGCAUCAUCGUCCAACUUCAGCCCAGUGUGCCAGGACAGUCCAAGGUUUUUUUGACUGUUCAUUACAUGCCUCUGCAUCCAGGUGAGUCUACUGCCCGUCUAACUUUGUUCAGCAAUGAGCUGGGCAACUGACUCAGAGCUCUGCCCCCACCACCAGAGCAAUCUGUAGACUUCAACUUGGGCAGCAGCCAGUCUGUCACUGUAAUGUUUAACAACUACUCACGCUUCACAACCGAGUACUGCUGCAAGACUGACCGUCCGGCCUUUAUUGUAGACAAGAAUGCCAGCGCAUUACCAGUUUUCCCUUCAGGCUCAAAGGCCAGCAUGGAGGUCUGUUUCGAGCCUUAUCAGCUGGGGUAAAUGAGAGGCCAGCUAAGGCUGUCUUCAGUAAUUGGUGGUGAAUACAUCUUUCCCCUACAAGGGUUCUGUCUCCCACCCAAACCUCAAAGCCCGUUCAGCAUCAAAGCCACUGGGAACGUCAUUAUCCCCUUCAAGAAUGUGUUCCUGCAGACCACCAUGUUCUCUCUUCUGGUUGACAACUCCCAUUUGACUGUCAAAAGAGAUCGAAAAUCCUCUGAUCCACCCAUUGCCACACAUGACUGGUGGCCCACACCUCCUGUUGUCACUGUGGAAGGAAUAAACUGCCACGAUCUCCAGUCAGAUUCAGAUACUUCAAAGUGA